Messenger RNA from Dictyostelium discoideum AX4, 234 nucleotides. RefSeq lists its product as hypothetical. The coding region runs from base 1 to 234 and encodes 77 amino acids. The transcript is spliced from 2 exons. NCBI's taxonomy places the organism in Eukaryota, Evosea, Eumycetozoa, Dictyosteliales, Dictyosteliaceae. The record is from RefSeq and is a predicted model, not a curated record.
AUGAUUGAGUACAAACAGAAUUAUAAUAAUAAUAAUAAUAAUAAUAAUAAUAAUAAUAAUAAUAAUAAUAAUAAUAAUAAUAAUAAUAAUAAUAAUAAUAAUAAUAAUAAUAAUAAUAAUAAUAAUAAUAAUAAUAAUAAUAAUAAUAAUAAUUAUAAUAAUAUGAAUCAAUACCAAUCAAAUGAUAGAGAAAGGAAAGAUUUAUCUAUGCACUAUAUCAAAAAGAAAGGUUGA